Lymnaea stagnalis (great pond snail) is the source of this 945-nucleotide messenger RNA. NCBI's taxonomy places the organism in Eukaryota, Metazoa, Mollusca, Gastropoda, Lymnaeidae. The record is from the annotation of a GenBank genome assembly.
AACAUCGUCACCGUCCUCGUCUUUCUCAAACAAGGGGUCAAGGACUGCGUGACCUUAUGCCUCCUCUCCUUGGCCUUGACCGACUUCAGCUCAGUGGCGCUCGGGAUGAUCAUCUCGAUAACCUCCCUUUCUAGAGCCAGCGAGGUGACCUUGUACAUAGACCUGGACGCCUUGGAGUUCGUCCUUGCGUACCCGAGCGCCAUGUUUUACGACAUCUCCACCUCCACCACGGCACUCAUCACCGUCCAGAGGUGUCUGUGCGUCACGCUUCCGUUCCGUUUCAAAGAUUUCAUGACCAUCAAGAGGACGACGAUCACCAUCAUCUGCCUGUUCAUCUUCAACGUCGGGAUGUACAUGCCCCAUUUCUUGUCUAGCAGGCUCGAAAGUCAGCUCGACCCUAGGACGAACUCAACAAGAGUCGUAUUGGCCCUCACCGUGAACAGACCGGAAGUCGACCUCUUUCUGAACACGUUCGUCCACUUGCUGGAGGCGGCCCUUUGCUUAGCGAUCGUUCUCGUCAGCACGCAGAUCAUGAUCAUUGGACUCAGGCGCUCAUCAAAGUUUCAGAAAACCGGGAUUUCCCGAGGAACCAUCGAAUCACCGGACUUGAAGCAAACGAUAAAGGGUCCAGCUUCCUUUAAAAAACGCACCGGAAGUACCCGACGUGCCUCGGGAAAGAACGGAAACGUUGUCAAGACAGUUCUGAUUCUAGCGAUGCUGUGCUUUCUCUGUAACUCCAUCCGUUUCACCGUGGUCGUCCUGCUCCGGGUUUUCCCGGACAUUUACUACGGACGCGCUCAGGAGCAGCUCUUCUUGAUAUUCCUUAAGCUGACGUCCUUCACACAGACGUUCAAUUCGUCCGUGCACAUCAUCGUGUACUACAUCUUCAACGCGUCUUUCAGACGAACGAUUAAUGAAUUUCUCAGAAUUUCGAAAGCGUCAUAA